AUGGGGAAAAAGAAUCCGAGUGGUAAAUUGUUCUCGCGUUGGGCUAAUGCUAUAAAGUUGGAAAACAAAUCCAAUUCUGUUACCCAGGAAGCUUAUGAAGAUGUUUUUGACGUUUUAACAAUAUUUAAUUUAACUUCUUGCACUGCAGAUAACGUUUUGGAAAAAAAGUGUUGGUUGGCACAUAACUGCACACCUUGGGAAAAAGUUAAAAAGUUUUGGUUAGAUACAUGCACGUUUAGAAAUAAAUGUAAGGGAUCUCUAUCGGAUUUGCUAGCAGACUGCCCGCGUUACAAUGACUUUAACGGUUACGAAUUGGUUGAUAUUGAUUUUAAUGACAUGCAUCCAGAUAUUGGAAACGAGUUAUUCUUAAAACUUGACAAGUUUUAUAAAGUAAUCCUUCCUGUCUUAAAUGCGGAAGUAAAAGACCAAGCCAGCCGAGAGUUACUACUUUCGAAACUCCUUUACAAAGAUUUAUCAAAUGAUUCUAAAUAUUGCAUUGUGUUGUUACUGCUCCAUGCGGUUCUUCAACCACAGCGUCGGAGUAAAACCCACAAACCAACGAUUGGUGACGCUCAAUCAGAGUUUAUAAUACUAGCAACUACACCAAAUGAUAUAUUACCAAAGAUUUCGUCCAAAAUUGAGCAAUACGCGAUUGAAAAACAGCAUUUGCAGCCUUACAUCAUUGCAGUAGGUGAGGACUAUACAAGUAUAUCAGAAUUCUUUAUAUUUUGCGACGGGCUUAAGUGGAAGUGCCCCACUUUAAUGAAAUGCGUCGACUGUAUUAUUAAGUUAAGUUAUGUAUUCCAAAUUGAAUAUUCCCAUAAUAGCAAGCAAGUUUGGGUAUUUUUAGAACAAUACUUUUUUGGGCUUAAGUCUGAAGAUUUUCCUUCAGUUUCAAAUUUACUCAGCAAGUUAGAUAACUAA
Molecule: messenger RNA, 924 nt
Organism: Zeugodacus cucurbitae (melon fly)
Lineage: Eukaryota; Metazoa; Arthropoda; Insecta; Diptera; Tephritidae
Exons: 4
Coding region: 1-924 (307 amino acids)
Source: RefSeq, a predicted model, not a curated record